Molecule: messenger RNA, 993 nt
Organism: Knipowitschia caucasica
Lineage: Eukaryota; Metazoa; Chordata; Actinopteri; Gobiiformes; Gobiidae
Source: the annotation of a GenBank genome assembly
AUGCGCCAUUCUCCGUGUUUGAACUACUUUCUACUGGGCUUACUGUCGUCAGACUUCCUCCAUGAGGAUGUUUAUGUGAAGUGGCGGCCCUCAUGUUUGGUCCUGAUGCACUGGCUGGACUUUCACUGUGCCACAGGUCGGCUGGACUCAGGUCGGCUGGACUCAGGUCGGCUAGACUCAGGUCGGCUGGACUCAGGUCGGCUGGACUCAGGUCGGCUGGACUCAGGUCGGCUGGACUCAGGUCGGCUGGACUCAGGUCGGCUGGACUCAGGUCGGCUGGACUCAGGCGUGGUUGUGGUUGGAGUCAAAGCACUGGUGUCUACUUUAACAUCCAUCGUCCCAGUAACUGGUGACGCAGACAUGACAGGAUCCUCUUCUAUGAACUGCAGCGGGUUCAAAGGAGCUUGGGUUGUGAGUGUUUGCCGUGUGGGGUGUGGUCUGAGUGUGUGCCGUGUGGGGUGUGGUCUGAGUGUGUGCCGUGUGGGGUGUGGUCUGAGUGUGUGCCGUGUGGGGUGUGGUCUGAGUGUGUGCCGUGUGGGGUGUGGUCUGAGUGUGUGCCGUGUGGGGUGUGGUCUGAGUGUGUGCCGUUCCCACCUGGUGUCCUCCUGCGCCUCCUCCUGUCCGCGCUCUCAGUCCCACCUGGUGUCCACCUGCGCCUCCUCCUGUCCGCGCUCUCAGUCCCACCUGGUGUCCACCUGCGCCUCCUCCUGUCCACGCUCUCAGUCCCACCUGGUGUCCUUCUGCGCCUCCUCCUGUCUGCUAUCUCAGUCUCACCUGGUGUCCUCCUGCACCUCCUCCUGUCCACGCUCUCAGUCCCACCUAGUGUCCUCCUGCGCCUCCUCCUGUCCACGCUCUCAGACUCACCUGGUGUCCUCCUGCGCCUCCUCCUGUCCGCGCUCUCAGUCCCACCUGGUGUCCUCCUGCACCUCCUCCUGUCUGCUAUCUCAGUCUCACCUGGUGUCCUCCUGCGCCUCCUCCUGUCCGCGCUCUUAG